Molecule: messenger RNA, 513 nt
Organism: Clavispora lusitaniae ATCC 42720
Lineage: Eukaryota; Fungi; Ascomycota; Pichiomycetes; Serinales; Metschnikowiaceae
Gene: MRPL36
Product: mitochondrial 54S ribosomal protein bL31m
Biological process (GO): mitochondrial translation
Cellular component (GO): mitochondrial large ribosomal subunit
Molecular function (GO): structural constituent of ribosome
Source: RefSeq, a predicted model, not a curated record
AUGUGCACACAGGAAAAAAUUCUUAAGUCUUUCAUCUCCACCUCCAUGCUUAGAACAGCCAAGUUGGGCGGUCGCCAGCUCGAAUUCACGAGAAAUGUGGCCAGAAACGUUGCCAUGAAAAACGAAGUCCAUCUUUCCAACAGAAGAGUCAUGAGGAAAAUCAAAAUGGGUAAGGCCAGACCAGCCAUUUUCCACCAGUUUGACACUUUGGUGGAACUUUCAGACGGCUCUGUUAUCCGCAGACGCUCGCAGGCGCCAAAGGACGAAAUCAGAAUGAUCAACGACCAGAGAAACAGCCCCUUGUGGAACCCCAGCAGAUCCGACUUGGUUACUGCCGACCCUAAUGCUACAGGAAAAGUCAACAAGUUCAAGAAGCGGUUUUCGCAGUUCCAGACGGCCGAGACGGAUGCAGAAGAGAAGAAGGAAGACGACUUCAUUUCUUUGAUGGGAGAGAAUGUCACAGAGGUCCAGGCGGGUGGAAGAAUCCACGACAAGAAGAGGGCAAAGAAGUAG